This is a messenger RNA of Calypte anna (Anna's hummingbird), 1368 nucleotides long. Its product is annotated as Krueppel-like factor 5. Gene Ontology annotation, biological process: regulation of transcription by RNA polymerase II. Gene Ontology annotation, molecular function: RNA polymerase II cis-regulatory region sequence-specific DNA binding; DNA-binding transcription factor activity, RNA polymerase II-specific. The record is from RefSeq and is a predicted model, not a curated record. NCBI's taxonomy places the organism in Eukaryota, Metazoa, Chordata, Aves, Apodiformes, Trochilidae.
AUGAGCAGCGGGCUGGUGCUGCCCCCGCUCCCCGAGGAACCCUCGGCUUUUACCCCUCUGAAACCCGUCGCCAUCGGGGAGCCCGGAGAAGACACCCCGGUCUUCGAGGACAUCAAACCCCCCGCCCGGCCCCUGGAGAACCCCCCCGACCUGGUGCAGCUGCACCCAAUGAGGAUGGAACAGAGGAUGCCACCGCUCAUUCUUGAGGCCCGGUCCGAAAUGGAUAAAUACCUUUCAAACGAGGUGCCCCCCAUCCCCAUGCUGGCAGACAAGAAGUACCGCCGGGAGAGUGCCUCUGUGGUGGAUGAGUUCUUCUCCACGGAGAAGCCCACGUCCACCCCGUACAGCGUCAACAUCAACGUCAUCCUGCCCGACACCACCCACCUGCGCACGGGACUCUUCCGACCACCCAAGCCUCUGCCACCCUUCCCUCACAUCAAAACAGAGCCCGGCACCAGCUUCUCCCAGCCCUGCUCCUCCGCCUCCACCCAGACCCUGCCCGACUUCACCAGUGUCUUCAGCAUGCCCCAGUCCGUGGCGGUCAACAACAUCUUCAUCAAGCAGGAGAUGCCUCCCGAGGUCCCCCAGCAGUCCCAGCUCUACCAGUUGCCCCUUGGCAACGGAAGCUCUGACAUCACCACGCUCACCCCUCCCGGGCAGCACACGGCCAUCAGCAGCCUUGCUGGUGUCACCAUGUCCACGGGCGGCACCGUGUCCGGCGUGGGCCACCGAGCAGUCCCCCCGGGGGGUCCGGUCAAGCAGUUCCCCCACGUCUCCCAGGGACAGGGAAGCUUCAGCAUCUCCGGGCAGUUCUACUCUGCCCCGGGGGUCACCCUGCCCCCCUCGCCCCCAAACUCACAGCCUGGCAGCCCCGAGAACCAACCCGAGCUCAUCAACACCAUCUCUCCCCCGCCGUCCUACGAAGCCACUUUUGGACUGAAGUUGGUUCAGUCAGCCCAGGCCCCCCCGGUCCCCAAUGGCCUGGGGACCCUCUCCCAAGGUCAUGUUGUCAUGCAGCCCCCCAAGUACAACAGGCGCAACAACCCCGAGCUGGAGAAGAGGAGAAUCCAUCACUGUGACUACCCAGGUUGCUCAAAAGUUUAUACCAAGAGCUCCCACCUGAAGGCACAUCAGAGGACUCACACAGGUGAGAAACCCUACAAAUGCACGUGGGAAGGCUGCGACUGGCGCUUCGCCCGCUCCGACGAGCUGACCCGGCACUACCGAAAGCACACGGGGGCCAAACCCUUCAAAUGUGUGGCCUGUGGCCGCUGCUUCUCCCGUUCUGACCACCUGGCUCUCCACAUGAAGAGGCACCAGAACUAGGGAGCCUCCCAACCUCCUUCACCACUUCUCCAAGAGCAGCUG